Messenger RNA from Tachyglossus aculeatus (Australian echidna), 3663 nucleotides. RefSeq names its product minichromosome maintenance complex component 2 (gene MCM2). Gene Ontology annotation, biological process: DNA replication; mitotic DNA replication initiation; double-strand break repair via break-induced replication. Gene Ontology annotation, molecular function: 3'-5' DNA helicase activity; single-stranded DNA helicase activity; ATP binding. Gene Ontology annotation, cellular component: nucleus; MCM complex. NCBI's taxonomy places the organism in Eukaryota, Metazoa, Chordata, Mammalia, Monotremata, Tachyglossidae. Bases 21 to 2744 code for a protein of 907 amino acids. The record is from RefSeq and is a predicted model, not a curated record. The transcript has 16 exons.
GCGAAAGGCGCGGUGCAGCCAUGGCGGAUUCCUCAGAACCUUCCAAUGCCACCUCCAGCCCGGCUGGCAGAUACCGGCGCAAUGGGGAUGCCCUGACGUCCAGUCCCGGCCGCAGCUCCCGCCGUGGCGGCGCCGACGCCCUGACCUCCAGCCCCGGCCGGGACUUGCCCCCCUUUGAGGAUGAGUCGGAGGGGCUGCUGGGGACCGAAGGGCUCCCGGACGAGGAGGAGGAGGAGGAUGGCGAGGAGCUGAUUGGCGAUGGGAUGGAGAGGGAUUACCGUGCUAUUCCCGAGCUGGAUACCUACGAGGUGGAGGGCCUGGCUCUGGAUGACGAGGACGUGGAGGAGCUGACGGCCAGUCAGAGGGAGGCAGCCGAACGGGUCAUGCGACAGCGGGACCGAGAGGCAGAUCGGGGCCUGGGCCGCAUGCGCCGAGGACUCCUCUAUGACAGUGACGAGGAGGAAGAGGGACGGCCGUCCCGGAAGCGGCGCUUGGUGGAGAGGGCCACGGAAGAGGGUGAAGAAGAGGAGAUGAUUGAGAGUAUUGAAAACUUAGAAGACCUGAAAGGACACUCUGUGAGGGAGUGGGUGAGCAUGGCAGGCCCGCGACUGGAAAUCCACCACCGAUUCAAGAACUUCCUGCGUACCCACGUGGAUGGUCAUGGCCACAACGUCUUCAAGGAACGCAUCAGUGACAUGUGCAAAGAGAACCGCGAGAGUCUGGUGGUGAAUUAUGAGGACCUGGCAGCCCGGGAGCACGUCUUGGCCUACUUUCUGCCUGAGGCACCAGCUGAACUGCUGCGCAUCUUUGACGAGGCUGCCCGCGAAGUGGUGCUGGCCAUGUACCCUAAAUACGACCGCAUUGCCAGUCACAUCCAUGUCCGCAUCUCCCAUUUACCCCUGGUGGAGGAGCUACGCUCUCUCAGACAGCUGCACCUGAAUCAGCUGAUCCGGACCAGCGGGGUGGUAACGAGCUGCACAGGAGUCCUGCCCCAGCUCAGCAUGGUCAAGUACAACUGCAACAAGUGCAACUUUAUCCUGGGACCCUUCUGCCAGUCUCAGAAUCAGGAAGUGAAGCCUGGCUCCUGCCCUGAGUGUCAGUCGACAGGCCCCUUCGAAGUGAACAUGGAAGAGACCAUCUACCAGAAUUACCAGCGCAUCCGAAUCCAAGAGAGUCCAGGAAAGGUGGCCGCGGGCAGGCUUCCUCGUUCUAAGGAUGCCAUCCUCCUCGCCGACCUGGUGGACAGCUGCAAACCGGGAGAUGAGAUUGAACUGACAGGAAUUUACCACAACAACUAUGAUGGCUCCCUCAACACCGCCAAUGGCUUCCCCGUCUUUGCCACCGUCAUCCUGGCCAAUCACGUGGCCAAGAAGGAUGACAAGGUAGCUGUCGGGGAGCUGACCGACGAGGAUGUGAAGACCAUCAUUAGCCUGUCCAAAGAUGAGCAGAUUGGGGAGAAGGUCUUUGCCAGCAUUGCCCCCUCUAUCUAUGGGCAUGAAGACAUCAAGAGAGGCCUUGCCCUCGCGUUGUUUGGAGGGGAACCCAAAAACCCAGGUGGCAAGCACAAAGUGCGUGGGGACAUCAACGUGCUUCUGUGUGGGGACCCUGGCACAGCCAAGUCCCAGUUCCUCAAGUACGUGGAGAAGGUGUCCAGCCGCGCCAUCUUCACCACUGGCCAGGGGGCCUCCGCCGUGGGUCUCACCGCCUAUGUCCAGCGGCACCCGGUCAGCAGAGAAUGGACCCUGGAGGCGGGGGCCCUGGUGCUCGCCGACCGAGGGGUGUGCCUGAUUGACGAGUUCGACAAGAUGAACGACCAGGACAGGACCAGCAUCCACGAGGCCAUGGAGCAGCAGAGCAUCUCCAUUUCCAAGGCUGGCAUCGUCACCUCCCUCCAGGCGCGCUGCACCGUCAUCGCCGCUGCUAACCCCAUAGGUGGACGCUACGACCCCUCACUGACCUUCUCGGAAAAUGUAGACCUCACAGAGCCCAUCAUCUCCCGCUUCGAUGUCCUGUGCGUGGUGAGAGACACCGUGGACCCUGUUCAGGACGAGAUGCUGGCCCGCUUUGUCGUCGGCAGCCACAUCAAGCACCACCCCAGCAACAAAGAGGAGGAGGAGGUCAACGGGAGGGACCCAGAGCCGGCCCUGCCCAACACGUAUGGGGUGGAGCCCCUGCCGCAGGAGGUGCUGAAAAAAUACAUCAUCUACGCCAAGGAAAAAGUCCACCCCAAGCUCAACCAGAUGGAUCAGGACAAGGUGGCCAAGAUGUACAGCGACCUGCGAAAGGAGUCUAUGGCCACCGGCAGCAUCCCUAUCACAGUGCGACACAUUGAGUCGAUGAUCCGCAUGGCAGAGGCCCACGCCCGCAUCCACCUCCGGGACUAUGUGGUGGAGGAUGAUGUGAACAUGGCCAUCCGGGUGAUGCUGGAGAGCUUCAUAGACACCCAAAAGUUCAGCGUCAUGCGGAGCAUGCGUAAGACCUUCGCCCGCUACCUAGCUUUCCGGCGGGACAACAAUGAGCUGCUGCUCUUCAUCCUGAAGCAGUUGGUGGCAGAACAGGUGAUGUACCAGCGCAACCGCUACGGAGCUCAGCAAGACACCAUUGAGGUGCCCGAGAAGGAUCUGGUGGACAAGGCCCGUCAGAUCAACAUCCACAACCUCUCGGCCUUCUAUGGCAGCGAGCUCUUCCGGAUGAACAAAUUCAGCCAUGACCUGAAGCGCAAGUUGAUCGUCCAGCAGUUCUGAGACCCCUACCGACCCCCAGUCCCCGCAGCCAGCCUCGUUCUGUGGGGGUCUUGGUUUGCCAAUAGACUGUAAAUACAGCUGUCCCUGGAGGGACAGGGCUCAACCCCUGGCCCCCACGGCCUGGUCACUAGUGAUUUGACUGUGGCUAGGGGAAGGCCGUUGCUGUUGGGAAGUCAAGUUGUGAGUUCAUGUGUUCUUCCUUUUCUACUUUCUUUGAUGCCCGCACUCUGGGUCCACCUUCUCACUGCCUGGGACCAGUCCUUUCUAAGCGGCCUACACUCUGAAGGGGUUCCAUCAGUGGGGUUUAGAGUAGAACAGCCAUCGUGAGUAAGAGAGAGGGAAGAGGCAGGUGGGGGAUACUGACCCAAAGGCGGUUGGCCACAGCCCACCUCAGACAGUGAUGAGAACUGCUGCUCCCUCUGUUAACCAGCCCUUCAGCCACCUUCCCUGGACUUCCUAGCCUUUAGCAGUUCUGGGCUCAAGGUGGCUUUUUGCCACUCCUGGCCUAGCAAGCAGGUGCCACUGCAAUCUCUUCUCAGAGCAGUGGCUGAGAGUCUGUCCUUUGUCUGCCACGCACUGUGGGUUUGUUUAAGGACAGAAAACUGAUGGGUUGAAGGACCGGGCUUUGUGCUAAACAAGCCCACCUGAUUGGCUGGCUGGCUUCCCCAAGCUUAAAAUGCAGUAUCUUUGUUGCCUGUACGCUCUAACCAUCCGCUCGAGGAGCAAGGGGAGAGGCGCCAGUAGCAGUAGCAUCAUGCGGGGCGUGAUUUGCUGCAGCAACUCAGCAAUGAAGCUGAUUAUGCAGCCUGCCUCACUGCUUCCUUUUUCCUCCCUAUAUCCUACAUCUGUCCCUGAGGUUCUUCUCUUGCCUCUUUCCCUGCUUGUAUAUUGGAUCACCACCUGUGAUAGAGUGCUUGUG